AUGCGUGACGCGAAAAGCUGUGGUGGCUCGCUAAUAAACAUUUCAUCCAUCGCAGGGCUCCAUCGCGGUUUAGCUCCUGGUGCACUGAGUGGUAUUGACAUCAUGACAAGAGUGAUGGCCACUGAGUUAGGUGCUUACAAAAUUAGAGUGAACUCGAUCGCGCCGGGGCUUUUGAACUCAGAGAUCACAAAAGAUCUUAUGCAGAAAAAGUGGCUCAAGGAUGUGGCCGAGAGGAUUCUACCGUUAAAGGUGAACCAGACCGUGGAUCUGGGGCUUACCUCUCUUGUUCGCUAUCUACUUCACGACUCUUCUCAAUAUGUCUCUGGAAAUAUUUACAUCGUUGACUCUGAAACUACACUGCCCGGUCUGCCCAUUUUUUCUUCUCUAUGA
Eruca vesicaria subsp. sativa (arugula) is the source of this 390-nucleotide messenger RNA. NCBI's taxonomy places the organism in Eukaryota, Viridiplantae, Streptophyta, Magnoliopsida, Brassicales, Brassicaceae. The record is from the annotation of a GenBank genome assembly.